CGGAAUUUCAGCGAAAGAAAUCCUGCCAUAUAAUCAAUUUAAAGGUUUUAAGAGGCUGUUGUUACCAUUUGGUUAUUCCUUUAAUGAUUCUGGCCACUCUACAACGAAGCAUAGGUACAAUCUCAUAAAAUUGUCGACAGCGGCGCACAAACAGCUUUUACCAAACUUUGAAAUAGAUUAUGAUUUAUUAUCAGGCAAUAAAGUUAUUGUUAAUGAUCAAUUUCAUCCUUAUGCGCUUAGAUACGCUGGGGCAUCAAUUUGGCUUCUUUGCAGGUGAAUUGGGGGAUGGUAGAGCAAUAACUGUGCUCGAUACAGUUGAUGCAAAUGGUCCUGUACAGCUCCAACUUAAAGGUGCCGGUCGAACGCCAUUUAGUCGCUUCGGUGAUGGAUAUGCAGUUUUGCGUUCAUCAGUACGUGAAUUCCUCGCUUCUGAAUAUAUGAGCGUACUCGGUAUACCAACUACCCGGGCCCUCUCUUUGAUAAGCCUCCCUGAUUUGGAAGUAGAAAGGGAAACGGUCGAAACUGGUGCAAUUGUCGCACGAUUGGCUUCUUCUUGGUUAAGAAUCGGUUCUUUCCAGAUAUGUAACCCUCCACAAGGCUCAUAUUUUGGUUUAGAGAGAGAUUGGUCGACAAUGUCUCACCUUACACAUCAUGUCCGAAAUGAGCUAUUUGAUGGCAUCUCUUUCAAGGAUGUCAUUUUGGAAGUUGCAAAACUUAAUGCAAGGACUGUAGCUCAAUGGCAAGCUGUUGGAUUCUGUCAUGGCGUCUUGAACUCCGAUAAUAUCUCGCUAUUAGGUUUGACGUUAGACUAUGGUCCAUAUGCGUUCAUGGAUGUUUACAACUCAGGACAUAUUUGCAACCACACUGAUCAAACGGGCUUUUACAGUUUCAAAAUGCAACCAAGCCGAGUGCUCUGGGACUGUCAACAGCUGCUUAACAGCACAGCCGAAGUCGUCGGGGCUGAAGAGGAAGGCGUAGAAAUCACACCUAAAUUUGCAUUUGAUGAAAAUGGUAAAGAACACUUUGAUAAUCUCUUCAGAUGGAGAUCGAAAGGACUGGAAAUCAGUGACGAGAUUGAUGACAUUUUUAAGGACACUUUCCAAGAAGAGUAUUUAGAACAGAUGGGCCUCAAAUUAGGUCUCAAGAAACUCACUAAAGCUGACCAUUUAGAUAUUGUCAAUGUCUUCCUGACUAUAAUGCAGGACCAAGAAAACGACUAUAGCUCUACUUAUCGUGCACUUUCUAGUUCAAACAAUCCAGAAGAAAUUGCCGACAGGAUACUUGCAUACAAGCCAGUGACAAGCUUUUUGCAGGAUGGUGCAAAGGAUGCCUGGUUAGGUUGGCUUACUACCUACUUCGAUCGCGUUAAUCAGGACAUUGAAGCUGGAUUGUGGGGUGAUAAAGAAAAUGCUCACGAAGAACGUCUCAAGAGUAUGCGUGCACACAAUCCACGCUUCGUAUUGAGGCAAUGGGUACUGGAAGAGAGCAUUGCAAAACUGCAAGCUGGUGAUCAAUCUACAUUUGACAAGGCUUUCGAGAUGUCUCUCAAACCAUUCGAUAAUUACCACGAAAACGUAGCAGAUGAUCAACUCAAUGAGCAGCAACUAGAAGAGAAGCGUUUAUGCGGAUUAGGUGAUGAAUCUCUCUUGGGAUAUCAAUGCAGCUGCAGUUCGUAACGAUAUGAUACGUAUGAUUAUAUAAUUGUAUAAAUACAUUAUUCAUGACUUAUCGCUUU
Wallemia mellicola CBS 633.66 is the source of this 1735-nucleotide messenger RNA. Its product is annotated as UPF0061-domain-containing protein. Bases 180 to 1676 code for a protein of 498 amino acids. The transcript has 3 exons. Lineage: Eukaryota; Fungi; Basidiomycota; Wallemiomycetes; Wallemiales; Wallemiaceae. The record is from RefSeq and is a predicted model, not a curated record.